Molecule: messenger RNA, 1405 nt
Organism: Cloeon dipterum
Lineage: Eukaryota; Metazoa; Arthropoda; Insecta; Ephemeroptera; Baetidae
Exons: 5
Coding region: 126-1304 (392 amino acids)
Biological process (GO): rRNA processing; negative regulation of transcription by RNA polymerase II
Cellular component (GO): nucleolus
Molecular function (GO): DNA binding
Source: RefSeq, a predicted model, not a curated record
GGCGUGCUGUUGCUGUUGCCGUGUGCUGUCUAUGUUUACUGGAUAGUGAUUUUUAAAUCAACUACAGCAAAUUAACUUUCUCUUCUCUUUUGCAUCUCGUGUUCAUCGAAAACAAUUCACUAAAAAUGGUGUACUUUAUCUGUAAUAACUGCGGCGACAGCUUGAAAAAGAACCAGGUGGAUCAACACUUUUACAAACCAAGAUGCAAAGGCUGUAGCGUAUCUUGCAUGGACUGCCACCGAGAUUUCGACUCCAAAAGCUACGCUCAGCACAAUCAAUGCAUCACAGAGCAGGAGAAAUACUCUGGGGGAAAUUUUACUCAGAAAACUGCAACAGCAAAUAAGCUAGCAAAAAGAGAUGAGUGGUGCACUCUAAUCAACGAUGUGGCCAACAAUAGAGGACCUGGCCGCUCAAAGAUGGUGCAAGACAUGCUCAACUUUAUUGCUGGACUUCAAACUGUUCCCAAAAAGGAGAAGUCUUUCAUGAAUUAUGCAAACACAUUACCUAGAGACUUCAGAAAUGCCAACGCCGCCCAGAAGGUUUGGUCACUUUUGAUGGAAGAGUUAAGCAAGCGGAAAGAACAAAACUCCAACAGCGCAGCUCCUACCAAGCCAGCAGUAGAAAAGAGCGAGAAAGCAAAGGUUGUUGAGACUGUUGAAGCACUAGAAGUGGAUAACACAGAAAAGGCUGGUGGCGAAACAGUUGUCAACCACGAGGUUGCAACACCUGGUGUGUGGAAGAAAGCCAUUAAGCGGCUGUCGAAGAGAGAGGGUGACAGCACUGAUGUAUUUAAGGCUUUGGCCGGUUUAGAAGAUGUGCCUACUGGCCCCAAAAAAUCAUUCAAGAAGUACCUGAGGAUGAAAGUUCCUCAAGCUAAAAAUUCGGCUCAGAUUUGGUCUGCGUUGAAUGAGGAAUGCGCCAAAAUCAACAGCAAAAAGAGGUCGUUGCCUGAAGAAGUUACCACCAAUGGCAACAACAGAGUGAAAAAAGCGAAAGUGGAGGGCAACUCAGAAUCGCCCAAGUCUGAGGAGUCUGAAGUUCAGAACGGUGCAUCUCCUGCUAAGGGGUCCAAGUUCCCAUGGAAGAAAUCGGUGCUUAGUGUGCUGCAGUCGAGCAAAGAUAAUUCCAUGAGCCUAAAAAAGUUGACAAAGAAAGUGUUUGCAGAAUAUGAAAGUCUUGGCCUGGAUAGCUCUGAUAAAGAAAAAAUGGAUGCAAAGUUGACUCAGGCUAUUGGACAUAUUGCCAACUGCACAAUAAUGAAGAAGGAAAACAAGGAAGUGGUAAUGCUUGUUACUGGAAACUGAAAACUCGUUUAAAAUUGAAUUUUUGUACAUGAAAUGGACAGAUUUAUAAGACAAUUUCUUAAACUGAAAUGAGGAAAAAUAAAAAAUACAAUUUUUCAUAA